Molecule: messenger RNA, 1662 nt
Organism: Colletotrichum godetiae
Lineage: Eukaryota; Fungi; Ascomycota; Sordariomycetes; Glomerellales; Glomerellaceae
Exons: 2
Coding region: 1-1662 (553 amino acids)
Biological process (GO): response to radiation; error-prone translesion synthesis
Cellular component (GO): replication fork; site of double-strand break; nucleus
Molecular function (GO): DNA-directed DNA polymerase activity; damaged DNA binding
Source: RefSeq, a predicted model, not a curated record
AUGUCCGAUGAUAGCAUCACGUUCCCGCAUGAUCCGACGAGUGCAGAAUCGCAUUUCACCCAGCACGACCUGCAGCUUCUAGCACAAUCCUCGCCAGAAUCGCCUCUCCGAGUUGUUGCACUCGUUGACUACGACUCAUUCUAUGCCCAAUACGAAUCAGUCAGGCUGGGUCUUGACCCUUCUAAGCCCCUCGCAGUGCGUCAAUGGAACGCCAUCAUCGCGUUAAACUACCCAGCAAAGGCCCGCGGACUCAAGAGGACCAUCUCGGUGGAGGAAGCUCGUCGACUCUGCCCAGACAUCGUCCUGCAACAUGUCCCAACUUGGAGGGAAGGCGAUGAUUGCUGGAGAUACAGGUCCGACGUGCUGGACAACUUGACGACGGAUAAGGCCUCCCUGGACCCAUAUCGCGACAUGUCGCGAAGGACGAUGAAGCUCGUGCGAAGGAUUCUUCCGGCCACUCCUGCGCCUACCAUCGAGAGAGCCGGAGUGGAUGAGUUUUACGUUGACCUCUCAGCUCAAGUUUACCAGAUUCUCACGGAGCGAUUCCCAGUCUUGGGAACGCUCAGUCACAAUCCCGAAAAGACGUUACCGCUGCCCCCGGUGGACACCUCGCUGACCUGGAAGUCGGAUAAGGUGAUGAAUCUUCCUAAUACUUGUAAUCCACAAUACACCCUUGAUUGGGACGACGUGGUUUUGGACAUCGGGGCUAGCAUUAUUCGCAAUAUCCGCAGAGAAAUCAAAGCGGAGCUGGAACUCACUACUUCCGCCGGCAUCAGCCACAACAAGAUGAUCGCCAAGGUCGCUUCUCGGAUGAACAAGCCAUUCGGCCAAACAGUCAUCAGGCGCAAAUCCAUCCCCGCCAUUAUGCCGACUCUCAAAGCGACCUCACUCUCUGGCCUGGCAAGGCAGCUUGGUCAGAGAGUCAUCAAAACGUUUGGGUCCGACGGCAUACGGGAUCUCCUCCAGGUCUCUCUUGCGGAGAUGAGGUCAACACUGGGGGCCCAGGAUGGCCAAUGGGUGUACAGGGCCAUCAGAGGUGACGAAACAGGCCCCGUAAGGCCACGGAGUGAGGUCCAGUCCUUGCUAGCUGCCAAAACCUUUGUGCCAAAGGCCGAGAAUCUUCAACAGGCCAGCAAAUGGCUGCGUAUCUUCGCUGCAGAUCUUGAGUCGCGGCUACGGGACCUCGAUCUAGACUCCGAGGUGCCUCGACGACCCAAGACUAUUGCCGUGCAACAUCAUAUCCGGGGUCGGUUCGGCCCGACGCGGUCCAAGCAAGCGCCGAUCCCACCACACGUCGAGAUCAACCGGGAAACCAUAUUUAACAUGCUGCAUGGAUUACUCAAGGAUUUGACAGACCACGGGGAAUCUUGGCCGUGUUUGGGUAUCUCUGUCAGCAUGUCGAACCUGGAGUCCGGAUUGCCUACAUCUGAUCACGGGCAGCAUAGUAAAAGGGUUCAAGUUUCGAGCGAUACAACGGAAGACCCAGCACCCGUCAUAUUAGCUACUGCAAGUACCUCGCCUCGGGCCAUUCGAGGUGAUUCAAGGGGCGAGCAAGAACAGCAAUACCUGUGUCCUAAAUGUGACGAGUCUGUGCCGCCAGAAGAUGUUCUCGAGCAUUUGGACUGGCAUGUCGCGUUGGAGAUUCAGGAUCAGGAGAGUUGA